AAAAAAAAAAAUCAAACAAAAAACCCACCACUGUCUCAGUGACCGUUAAAUUUACAGGCAAUCGACAACACUUCUUGUAUUCAAAAACCAUCCAGACAACAUAAACAUACCUAUAGUACCAAAACUACCCUUCACACACACACAUACAAACAUUUCUAAUAUAAAAUAAAGCUUUCACCUUUCCUACCACUCACACAUACACUCUAGAAAUGACACCAAUACCAAUUUCACUCUUGAACACUGUUGGAAUGUGUUUACUCUCAUUUUUUUAUUUUACUUCUUCAUCCUUCGAUAAAUCUAUUGCUCUCUCUUGGAAAAAGAAAAAUAUACCGUUUUUACUCUCCUCACCACACACAAAAGGCAGCAGAACGCAAAACACACCGAAACCGAACGAAAAAAAAAAAUAAUCAAGCAAGCACAGAAAACUGAAAAACAGUUGAUUUUUGCAACUAAACUUAACCAACAGCAUAGUUUCCUGUCUCAGAACAUAACGGUCAGUGAGGGUGGAAAACUCGUCACCACCAUCGUUGUCGUGUGUCUGUCUUCUUUGCCUCGUCGAAACGGUGUUGUAUCGUCUCGGUGCUUAUUUAUUUAUUAUUAAAACGAUGGCUGUUUUCCACUAAACAAAAAAAAAAUAUAUUUACUUUCUUUUCUUGCUUUUUUUAUCUUAUCUAUUCUCGACUUGAACAACCAAAAAUAAGAAAAGAAAACAUAAAUAAUGUCCUUGCCACGAAAAUCAAAAAAGGAUAACAAAAUCCAUUCUAAUCAAAACCAAUCUGAACGAAUUUGAUUUUGAUUAAAUUACACAAAAGUUAAAUUAUUAUAUUCUUCGAGGAUAUUAUAUUUCUGCAAUUUCCUUCGCAAUAGAAUUAUUAUAUCGUUGUCGUGUCCUUACAAAAACUCACUCUCACACACUUAUAAAACAUAUUUAAACACACAUACGAAAGAGGUUGCUGCUUUUUUGCUUGUUCUUCCUCUUUAACUGUCAUUUUCUUCACAACUCUCCAACUCGAAUGAUAGUUGUAGUUAUAUACGGUAAAGGUUUGUGUUCGUUUCGUCCUUCCUCGGUGGAGGAGAUCCUGCUGGUUUGACGAUGAUGAUGAUGAUGACGAUGAUGAGCGCGAAGUGGGUGUAGUUUUCUAUUUUAUCCUUAAUUUUUUUGACAACAACAAAAUAGUAAAACCAAACGAAAAACGGGAUGUGAAUGACGUCAUUGAAAGUAUAACACUAUAUCACGUCACCAUUUACCCCUGAACAAAAAAGGAUAUCAAUAUUUUAAAUUCAGUGAAGUGUAGAAUUAUUCCUAUAUUUCAAUUGAAAGCGAGAAAAAAAAAAUGCAUAAAUAUAAAUCGCGGCGAAUUGGAUUUAAAUAAAAAGCCAAAAGGACUAUUCUCGGUCGGGUAAAAAUCCAUCAAAAUCCAGUGAAUAGUGUGUAGUUGUGUGUUUGCCGCGGCACAAAUUAAUUUUUAAUCACUGUAGAAAUACUCCACCAUACACACACCCAUAUCUCUAUCUAUCUCUGCCUGACACACACACACAUAAAACACACAUACAUUCUCAUAUACACUCAAGUGCAUCAGCAGGAUAAAAUUUAUUCCAUGUGAAUCUCUGUGAAACAAUCCUUUAAUCUUUUUUAUUUUGAUUGUGGGAGAUAAAAAGCAAACAAAAAAAAAAAAAAAGGAUACAAAAAAAAAUGGCAAAGAAAUAAUUAAAAAUCUUGUGAGAGAAAGAGAAAUGAAUUCGUCAUAAAUAAUAAAUGAAUUUUUGUGUUGUCCUCCGUGUCCUGUCUUACGGUAAUUGAAAUGUCAAGUGGAAUAAUAUCUUUAUUUUGAAGAAAUAUUCAAAAUCAAACAAGGAUAUUGUUUUUUUGAAAAAUCAAAAAAAAAAAUAAUAAAUCAAGUGAAAUGAAGAAAUAAAAAAAAAAAAAAAUAUUGUGUGUAAACAAAUUAUACUAAGUGCUGUUGAAGGACAUCCGCCGUUAUUCACCACCCAUCUUUUCUCGUAUUUCUUCAUACAACAAGGAUGCCUCACGAAUAAAAUUUAUAAAAAUUUUUGAUGAUAAAAAGGAUAACAGUGAUUUUUUUUGUUUUUGUUGUUGUUGGUUUGAAUGCAGAUGUACACUACUGUUACAUAACUCUUUUUCUUGGAUAACGAAAAAUACCCGAUAAAACUGCAUGAAAAUAACUUUAAAGUGCGUUAUUCUAAAAUUUAAACAAAAAAAAAAAUUACAAAAAAAUUGAAAACAUCCUUGCUUAAUCAGUAAAAAUGACAUUCUUGAAUAAUAAACUUUUCUAUAAAAACAAUUUCGAAAAAAUCAAAAAUUUUAACAAGUGAAAAAGAAAACUUUUAAGAAAAAACCUAAAAAACUAAAACUUUUCUAACUAUGUUCAUUUCGAAUGGCAAGGUUAACAUAAAACAAUGUCCGAUUCUGAUGUUCGUACAAAUUCUUGCAUAGAACUUUCGGAAAUCCGCAAGCUUGACAAUCUUCUAACACAAUGUGAAACGAGUAGCUGUGAAAAUAUAUGCAUGGACUGCUGCGAGAGUCUAGGCAAUUCCCGCAGUGAAGUCGAUUAUGCCGGGACACCAGCAGUUGGAGGUGCAGUAGCAGGAACAGGAACAGGAAUUCAACAACAACAACAAGGAAAUUUAAUUCCAGCCACCAGUACCACAUUGACCAGCACAACCACAGCUGCCAGCACCAGUAUCGCAGCUCUCUCCAAGCCUGCACCAUAUUCCUCAACGUCUGCCAAACUGCCACCAACUCUCGCACAAACUCGCGAAUCAUCUGCAACUCAGCUACUCUCCCUCGUAUCCAAACUCAAUCGCAGCAUUGAUCGCAAUACCUCUGCUUCGGAUGUUGUCAUGGAAGCAAAUUUCCUGGUACAAGGCACUGUAUCAGGCGGAGGUGCCGGCGGAAAGCAUCACGAUGGAGUAAGUUGCAAUCAUAAACAUCACAAAAACACAAAGCCAACCAAGAAGAGCACUAGUCUCGAUGGCAGCGAAAAUGACCUCUCCGAGGCGUUAUCAUCGAAAAAGAAGGACCUCGAAAGUUCAAAACGCUAUUACAGUCUUGACAAGGAACGCCAAGAUCGUGAUAAGGACGAUGUCUUUGUGGGAAAAAAACAUUGUUCCUUCGAUCGAUCGGUCCUUAUCAAUGAGCAUGACGAAUUCAAAGGAGCUACAGAAGCCCAACACCAAAAGAUGCGAAGACUGUCAGUUCGCAAUGAGUCCGUUUGCAUUUGUGACAAUUGUGAAAAGGGAAAUGUCAUAUGUGUUAAAUCGACCACUGGCGGGGGUGGCCUUUUCUCUCGCAAAUCCAGAGAUAGCACUGCUGGAAUCGGACGGACAAAUGUGGGAAUGAAAAAAGUCAAGUCGAGUGAUACCACCUUAAAGGACCAUGAGUCGGAUCAUGACUCGACGCAUGGCAGUCUUCGAUCAAAAUUUUCACCGCAAAUAUUCGGGCGCAAGAUAUCAACACGAAGCCAUAUGCAUCACGGCGAUAGUGAUCAUGAUCCAGAAACGGCUGAUAAGGAGGCCUUGCUUGGCCACAAGCUCGAUAUUAAACUGCCAGAGCCUGUGGAAACUGUAUUAUCGCUUGGUGCUGAUGUCCUGCCAGAAUACAAAAUGCAAAGUCCUAGUGUACAUAAAUGGACAAUACUCCAUUAUUCACCAUUUAAAGCGGUGUGGGAUUGGGUAAUACUUAUAUUAGUUAUGUAUACAGCAAUUUUUACACCAUAUGUAGCAGCUUUUUUACUCGGCGAACCUGAUUAUCAGCGACGUACUAAUAAGUAUAUUAAUAACGAUCCAAUUGUGAUAGUAGAUUUAAUUGUGGAUGUAACAUUUGUGAUAGAUAUAUUAAUAAAUUUUCGCACAACAUUCGUAAAUGGCCAGGACGAAGUUGUAUCACAUCCUGGACGGAUAGCGGUUAACUAUUUAAGUGGAUGGUUUCUAAUCGAUUUGGUAGCCGCGAUACCCUUUGAUUUAUUAUUAGUUGGUAGCGAUACUGAUGAGCUUGGCUUGGACAACGAAGAGACUACAACACUGAUUGGACUCCUUAAAACCGCCCGCUUGCUGCGCCUGGUGAGGGUUGCAAGAAAAAUCGAUCGAUAUUCGGAAUAUGGGGCAGCGGUCCUUGUGCUACUCAUGGCAACGUUUGCCCUUAUUGCCCAUUGGUUGGCGUGCAUCUGGUAUGCAAUAGGAAAUGCGGAGAGAAGUAUGCUGCCAAAUAAUGUUGGCUGGCUGCAUUCAUUAGGAAAUGAUAUACAGGAGCCGUAUUAUGAUAACAAAACAGGAGGUCCUUCGAUAAAGUCACGCUAUAUUACCGCACUUUAUUUUACAUUCACGUCGUUAACAUCGGUGGGGUUUGGAAAUGUAGCACCCAAUACAGAUGCGGAAAAAAUUUUCACAAUAUGUGUAAUGUUAGUGGGAUCCCUCAUGUACGCCAGCAUAUUCGGUAAUGUAUCGGCGAUCAUCCAAAGGCUCUACUCUGGUACCGCCAGGUAUCAUACCCAAAUGCUACGCGUACGAGAAUUCAUUCGAUUUCAUCAGAUACCAAAUCCAUUAAGACAACGUUUAGAAGAAUAUUUUCAACACGCCUGGACGUAUACCAAUGGAAUCGAUAUGAAUUCUGUAUUGAAAGGAUUUCCUGAAUGCUUGCAAGCUGACAUUUGUCUGCAUUUGAAUCGUAACUUGCUGACAAGUUGUCCAGCUUUCGAAGGAGCCAGUCCUGGUUGUUUGAGAGCUUUGUCACUUAAGUUCAAAACAACGCACGCACCUCCCGGCGAUACACUAGUUCAUAAGGGCGAUGUCCUAACAUCAUUGUAUUUUAUAGCACGUGGAUCUAUAGAAAUCCUUCGAGACGAUGUAGUUAUGGUUAUUUUAGGAAAAGACGAUAUUUUUGGUGAAAAUCCAUGUAUAUACUCAACAAUUGGAAAAUCAAAUAGUAAUGUACGAGCGCUUACUUAUUGUGAUUUACAUAAAAUCCAUCGGGAGGAUAUGCUCGAUGUCCUUGAUCUCUAUCCGGAAUUUUAUGACAGUUUUGUAAAUAGUUUAGUGAUAACGUACAAUAUGAGAGAUGAAGAACAAGCUGGUGUAGAGGUUAAACAUAGAUACAUGCGAGCCACAUCACAUGAUAGAGACAGAAGUACUAGUGAUACUAGAUCAAUUAGGCUAACUGGAGUUCAUAACAGACCUUGCAAGGCUAAUAUUUGUGAUAAUCCCAACGAGCGGCUUUCGCCAGGCGUUCUCAGUGAUACCGACAAGGAUAUCACAAUAGGGAGUAAUGGUAAACCCCAUUAUCCGCGAACAGGACUGUACAUGAAACGCAAAAGUCAACAAUAUCAUCAAUACGAUCAGAGAACACUAAAAAAUGUCUUCAGCAUUCCAAAUGCAGCAACGUCACCAACGGAAAGUCAUCAAAACACGCACAGAACCCGAACCAGUAUCGUUGGCAACAUGGGUGGUGGUGUUGAGAAUGGUGGCAGCAACAUUGGAGGUGGAAGUGUUCCAGGUGUUGGCAAUGAAUCAUUCGAUCCCCUAUUAGGACAUCGACGCCGUCAUCAGCCUCAUUCGUCGAUACCAAUUGGAAUGAGCAUUCCCCUGGGUGAAAUAAUACCCGACGAACUGCAAGAAACUGAAACCAUCACGCUUUGUGCCACAUCGCAGAAUACCUGUUGUUGUGGCCAAAAGGAUCCACAACCUUGCAGCAGAGUGAAACUGCAUAUGCGAACUGAAAGUACUGGCAGUUCGGUAGUUGGUGGACAUGGUGCCGAACAAACAUCACAUUCAACAUGUCACCAUUGUAUGAAAACCGUAGAAAUCAGCUCAAUCAAAACACAAAUAGGUGAAUUAACUCAACGUAUCGACACACUAGAAACGAAUUUGCAUAAAGACAUUCGUACAAUUCUCGACAUACUGCAUCAACAGCAACAGAUGCAAUUGACGCUGCAUCAGCAACAAUUGCAACAUCAAUUAGAACAGCAACAACAAUUGCAACAUCAACAGCAAUUGUUAGCUAGUAAGCAACAGAUCACAACAACAUCCUAUCAGCCGUCCGAAAGUGAUUUCUCAUUUGAUUUAUGUGCAGCAAUCACAACUGAUAAACCUCAACAAACGACAUCAACUCAACUUCAAUUACAACAACAACUACAACUGCAGCAACAACAACAACAACAACAGCAACAGCCAUUGCAACAUCAGCUACAGCCACAUCCAUCGCCACAUUUGCAACAGCCAUCAUCAUCAUCAAUCACAGCCUCAUUACAACAACAACGAACCAAUGUGCAGAGAUCUGUUUCGCAGCCCGAGUGUACGGCGGCGACCGGUGGAACUGACAAAAGUUUGUUCAGGUGCUCAAAAUAUUCAUCGUUCAACCAAACAAUGGAUGAUACUGAAAAUUGGACAACAGUGUUUGCACCAAUUGCAAAAUUAGAAUCAUUAGACGAAAUAGAUCAAGUAUGAUCCAUGUGAUUACCAUAAAAACAAAAAUCAACCAGCAAACAGUUACAACCAACCAAAUAAGAAAAAAAAAUAUAAAAUUUAAAAAAAAAAAUACAAAAAAAAAUAUUACUCUUUCCAAGAGAAUAACCAAAAAAAAAAAAAAACUAAAAAAGAAAUAGAAAUUAUUUACUUGUAAAGCCAUAAGCUAGAUUUUUUUUAAUAAAAGUGAAUUUUUACUAAGAAAACAAAAAUUAAUAAAAAAAAAAUUGCAAAAUAUAAAACAAAAGAAAACUAAGCUGAUUUAUUAUUAAUCAAAAAGAAAACAAAAAAGUUCAAUAGUUUUGCGUACAUAAUUAAAACAAACAACAACAAAAAAGC
Molecule: messenger RNA, 6816 nt
Organism: Episyrphus balteatus (marmalade hoverfly)
Lineage: Eukaryota; Metazoa; Arthropoda; Insecta; Diptera; Syrphidae
Gene: sei
Product: potassium voltage-gated channel subfamily H member 2
Exons: 18
Coding region: 2419-6459 (1346 amino acids)
Biological process (GO): potassium ion transmembrane transport; membrane repolarization during action potential
Cellular component (GO): membrane
Molecular function (GO): inward rectifier potassium channel activity
Source: RefSeq, a predicted model, not a curated record